Messenger RNA from Taeniopygia guttata (zebra finch), 3760 nucleotides. Its product is annotated as heme-binding protein 2. Gene Ontology annotation, molecular function: heme binding. The record is from RefSeq and is a predicted model, not a curated record. NCBI's taxonomy places the organism in Eukaryota, Metazoa, Chordata, Aves, Passeriformes, Estrildidae.
CUAGAUAAGCCCGGGCGCGGCGCGGCGCGGAGAGCGAUGGAGACGGGCGGGUGCCGCAUGGGCGGCGCGGGGCCCGGCGGCCCGGCCGCGAUCACGCUGGAGGAGCUGGACGGGCUGGCCGAGGAGAGCCCCGACUCGGCGUACCACAGCCACGGCAGCAGCCUGGAGGAGGAGCCGGCCGAGCGCAUGGACGACGAGGAGCAGGAGCGGCUGCUGAGCUACUGGCAGAGCGUGGGCCGGGGGCACCAGGUGGAUGUGCCCCGAGACAUGGCAGAGCCCAUCCAGCAGCUGACCAGGAAUAACAACCCCCAGGAGAGGCAGAGCAUCCCCUUCACCCUGAUCCAGCGCAAGGAGAAGCUGGGAGAUCUGCUCUAUGAGAAGAGGCAGUAUGGGAAAGCCAAGUGGGCUUGUAUCAAAAUGAAAGAGAAGCAGUACGAGCAGAGCAUCUGCCUUGGCUUCAUGAAGCUCAUGAGGUACAUCUGCGAGCAGAACUCCUCAGGGCUGUACCUGGGGAUCACCGUGCCCAUCGUGACCAUCGUGCACACCAACGAGGCGCACUCGGCGAUGACACAGGCGGUGACCGUGGCCUAUUACCUGCCCGAGGUGCUGCAGGACGAGCCCCCGCACCCCUUCGACUCCGACAUCAUCAUCGAGGAGUGGCCUGCCACCAUCGUCUACAGCAGGAGCUUCCGAGGCAUCACCAACGAAGACUCCAUCAUGAGAGAGAUCAACCUGCUGGCAGCCAUCCUGGAGAGCCCCGAGCUGUGCCUGCGGGACACGUUCAUCAUCGCCGGCUACACCAACCCGGCGGCCGCCAACCGCCACAACGAGAUCUGGUUCCUGCAGCGGCCCUGAGCUCCUGCUGCUGCUGUGCCAGGAGCUGCUCCCUCCCACAGGUGAACAGGGCAGCCCAGGCGUCCCCCCUCACCGGCCAGCAUGGGGCUCUCAGCUGGGUUAGGAACGAGCAGCCCAGCUCAGCUCCCCAGCCGCGGAUCCCUACGGCAACUCUGACAGCUCUCACACAGAUUUCAUGGAGCUUUUAGCACGUGAAACGUUAGCCAACCUUAUCUAUCUUAUUGACCAGGUCGGGAGGCAGAAACCUCUUCCCUCGUGCACUUAUUGGCAUCCCCAGCCUGCCUGUGGCUCGGGAUGGUCCCUGGGGACACCCUGGAGCCCUGGCACUGCACAAAGGCCCCGUGGGGGCUUUCAGUGAGACACACCAAACCCACCUCACACAGAGAGAAUGUCCAGGUCUCAGCUCCUGAGGAGAACUACCACAUUGAAUCCCCUGGGAUUAGAGCGUGGAGUAAGAGCAGGCCAGUGCUGGCAGCUGUGGCACAGAGACCCCCAAAGCUUACCUCAGACAGCUCCCAACCAAAGCACCCCAGUGUGGAGAGAGAGGCACCACAGGCCUACUGCUCAUUCAAGUGUUGACAGCAGAGUUACAGGUUAUCCUCAUCACACCCCCUCAGGAAUCCCAGGACUGGCUCUGCCAUUCCUAAGGAGACACUGGUUAUUUUUAACUGCAGUUUUCUGAACACUUUAUUCUCACAGCUUUGCUGGGUGCUAAAGCACUGCAGCUGGAGUAAAUUGCUCAGUACUUCUGGCUGUUAAUAGCAUAAAUGCCACAAAUAUCCACAUUCUCAGCUGGGAGUGACCUGGGGCAGACACCUCUGCUGAGAGCAGGGCUGCUGCUCCUGGCAGCACAGCUGGGAUUGAGCAUCCCCAGGGAUGGGGAGCCCACAGCCCCUCUGGGCCCUGCCCCAGCAUCUGCCCCCCCUCACUGUGAGAGCUUUUUCUUCCCAGUAUCAAUUUGUUGUUUGUUGUGCCCUUCACCCCUGUGAUAAGCCCUCAGCAGCCAGCCUGGCUCGCUGCAGAGGCCCAGCUCCCACAUUCCAGAGCCCCCAGAAGGUGUGGGAGCAGCAUUCCCAUUGUUCCACACAGCCCAAGAGCACCUGCUGCACUUUAGAGUCAGGGUAGCAAACAAUUUUGCUCUCCAAAAUCCUUCCCUAGCGUCUCCCCUUACUGACAGGAUGGUAUUGUUUACUCUUGAUAGAAGUAAGUGUCUUUUUAUGUAAAAUUCACUGAGUUUAUCACCAGCAUUAUUUAUUGGUUACAGGAUUUAGGGUUCUAACAGAACCUCUGUGCUCUUUAAUUCCAACACACAGACCAGCAACCAGAGCCAGUGGCUGCUAGCUCAGAGCAGGGUGAAAAAACAACUCCAAAAAUAGAUUUAACAACUCCAAAAAUGGAUUUGUGGAGGAGUUCUGAAAGAACCCAAAGCCUCCUGGUCCCACAGGGAGGGAGGGCUCCGUGCUCAACCCAAAACCUCUCCCUGAGCAGGAGGAUCAGAGAGGCUCUGGCUUCAGCAGGGCCAAGGUGCCCUCUGGUGCCUGCUGGGCACAGAGAUUCCUUGGGAAGCAGCAAGGGGAGGGGAAAAGGAAACAGAACACAGAGACACAGAAGCCUUAGUUUUAACACAAAAAAGCCAAGAGUCUUUAUGGAGAGGGGGAAAAAAACCAAAUAAAGUAAAAUUAAAUACAGUGUCACAGCCUGGGAGAAGGAAAAUUUAAAAUGCCAGACAGUAUUAAACUAAAAGCUUUUAACUAAAGAAAAACAGUGGAAAUAUUUUUAAAACUGAGUUGAAUACAGGGCCCUGGGAGGCAUUAAAAAGUUUUGUUCUCAUAUCCUCCCCCGGAUUUUUAUAAGUGCACAUAAAAGUAAUUUUCAUCUCUGACAAGAUUUUAUGGCAAAUUAAAGAAAUUUCUGCCAUCUGAUUGCUUUUGCCAGUGAGGAAAAUUCUCAUUAUGCUGCUUUGGUGCAACAGAUGUUGGAUAGCUCCUGGAAGCAGUGAAAUCCUCUCACCACAGAGCACCAGUUUGUAUAUAAUUCACAUUUUAAACCUCUCCUGCAAAAGCAUCUGCUGUGUCUGAUGUCCCUGCCAACCCCUCCCGUGGCUCAGCUCCCCGUGGGCGACGUUCUAGAAACAUCCCUGAAGCACAAGCAGAUCUGAGUGUGCUGACAUCCCACCUGCAGCCCAACAUUCCCUGCUCUUUAUGGCAAACUGUGAAUCCCAAGAUAGUAUUUAUUUAUUUUGACUUCUGUUAGAUGGCUUCUGCUGCUGAGGAAAAAAACAAACAAACAAAAAAAACCCAAAACAGAACCAAAAAACCAAAAAAACCCAAAACCAAACUACUUCAGCUCCAAUUUGGAGAUACACUUCAUGGCUUGGUACCAACAGCUGUCACUGGCCCUCAGGAGCACAGCUCCAGUGUUUAGCUGACACAAAAUACAGUUUAUCUAGUUGUUACACCACUGAAUGCCAAGCAAACAUCAAUGUUACUCGCAUCUGACAACAUCAUGUCAGGCAAGAUUGCCUCAAACAGGUAUUUUGUUAUCCAUCUGUGGUUCUACUUUGGGAACCACUUGUGGAUUUUCAGUUUUAAUGUGAAGUUAUUCGCUUUCCACUCAUGAAAGGAGAUAAUAAAUCAGCAUUCACCCCUAUUUUUGGAAGAUUAAAUGAUGUAGCCUUAACAGAUAAGUGUUGUCCUGCAUACUGUGUAUUUUCCAAACCAGAGUUAGUGCCUAAAAAGUUGAUUCCAGCUGUUGUGAUACUCAGGGCCUUGCCUAUGGUAUGUAAAGACAUCUCCACAGCGUUCCUCUGGCAUUGUUGUGCUGUGCUGUCUGACACUGUCCUUUGCUCACACUGAAAUGUUGUCUUGUUUACUGUUUGGCACAAUUAAAGAAUGGUUUUACUGUG